Messenger RNA from Dicrocoelium dendriticum, 273 nucleotides. The record is from the annotation of a GenBank genome assembly. Lineage: Eukaryota; Metazoa; Platyhelminthes; Trematoda; Plagiorchiida; Dicrocoeliidae.
AUGACUGCCAGGGUGACUGUAAUUGCAACCGAUUUAUCCGAAGAAAUGCAAGAAGUGGUGUUGGAUUCUAUCCAGGAAGUUGCAUAUAUUCCAAACUCCAUGGGAAGAAAAAAAGCACUACUUGAAGAGCGGUUGAGGAGGAAGUUCAGCACCGGUUGGCGAGUUGUACUGACGGAUAUAGCACAAUGCCCUCGGAAUGAGCAACUACGCCACUUCAUUCACGUGAAGGUCGGGGACAUGAGCUACCUGGUUUACAAGCCAUUGUCAAGCUGA